AUGGACGUGAUCAACGUGACCAUCCGGUGCUUCUUGGUUCUCUUCACCUUCUACGUUCAAGGAGGAUUGUCUGGGGAAUAUGAAGUUCACCUCGGAGCAAAUAUCCGUCUACAGAGAGUGAAACGUCAAAGCAAACCAUCAAAAUCAGUGCUGCAGGUGACGGAUUUCCACGUCCGGUGUUCGGUGGCGUCCCGCUACGCCGUGACCACGGUGCAGAGCUCAGUGUGGAACCAGCUUCCUGUCGUCAAGGAGGCUGCGUUCGAGGUGGACCUGCCCUCGUCUGCGUUCAUCUCCAACUUCAGCAUCACCUCCAACGGGAAGCUGUACGUGGCCCAGGUGAAGGAAAGAGCUGCGGCCAGGAAGAUAUACGACGCUGCCAAGAAGCAAGGGAAGACGGCAGGACUGGUUGCUACCAAAGAGCGUGAGAUGGAGAAGUUCCGCGUGGCGGUGAGCGUCCCGUCAGGAGCUCACAUGUCCUUCUCUCUCUCCUACGAGGAGCUGCUCCCCCGACGGCUCGGCCGCUACCAGCUCAGUUUGGGUCUGAGGCCCGGGCAGCCCGUGCAGAACCUGACGUUAGACGUGAGCAUCACGGAGCGGACGGGCAUCAGCUUCAUCAGAGUUCUUCCUCUCAAGACGAGCCGGCUGCUCUCCAACACGGAGAAAGCCGGCGACGCCCCCCCGGCCUCCACCCGGGUGGAGCGGAGCUCCGGCUGCGCUCGCGUUCGCUUCAGCCCGACGCUGCAGCAGCAGACCACCCUCUCCCCAGGGGGUCUGGACGCUGACUUCAUCGUUCAGUACGACGUGGACAUCAGAGACGUGUUAGGUGACGUCCAGGUGUACGACGGCUACUUCGUGCACUACUUUGCACCCAGGGGACUUCCUGUGGUUCCUAAGGACGUUAUAUUUGUCAUCGAUGUCAGCGGCUCAAUGAUCGGCACCAAAAUAAAACAGACCAAACAGGCCAUGAGCACCAUCCUGGCCGACCUGAGGGAGGGAGACCACUUCAACAUCAUCACCUUCUCAGACAAGGUCCACACGUGGAGGAGGGGCCGGACGGUGAGGGCGACUCGGCAGAACGUGAGAGACGCCCGAGAGUUCGUGAAGAGGAUCAUUGCCGAAGGAUGGACCAACAUCAACGCAGCUCUGCUCUCGGCGGCCCAGCUCGUCAACCCUCCGUCCUCCGGCUCGUCCGAACGCCACACGUCUCGCCGCGUCCCGCUGGUCAUUUUCCUCACCGACGGCGAAGCCACCAUCGGAGUAACGGCCGGCGACACCAUCCUCAAUAACGCCAAGAAGGCCCUGGGCUCCGCCUCCUUGUUCGGUCUGGCCUUUGGCGACGACGCCGACCUCCUCCUCCUGAAGCGUUUGGCGCUGGACAACCGCGGCGUGGCCCGGAUGGUUUACGAGGACGCGGACGCCGCUCUGCAGCUGAAGGGAUUCUACGAUGAGGUGGCCAGCCCUCUGCUCUCGGACGUCCAGCUGUCCUACCUGGACGAGCAGGCGUUCGACAUCACGCGCUCCAUGUUCCCAAACUACUUCCAGGGCUCGGAGCUGGUCGUGGCCGGGAGAGUCAAACCGGGGGUGAAAGGUUUCCAGGUGUCGAUGUCGGCCACCGAUGCAAAGCAGCGAGUGAACCUGGAGAACGAUGUGCUGGUCUCUCAGGCGAAGGGCAACCAGAGCGCCGGUUCCCUGGAGUGUGGGGGGGCGUUGGGAGGCGUGUCCAGCUUUGUGCAGCGUCUCUGGGCGUAUUCCACCAUCAAAGAGCUGCUACUCGCCAAACUCAACACCAGUGACCCGGCGGCGCAGAGGCUCUUUGCCGACAAGGCCACGAACCUGUCCCUCAAAUACAACUUCGUGACGCCGGUCACCUCUUUGGUCGUAGUGAAGCCGGACGCAGACGAAGCAGCUCCGACGCCGACCACCGCCAAACCCACCACCGCCAAACCCACCACCGCCGCCACCAUAACCACAACCGGGACGACGACGGCUACGACCAAACCAGCAGCCGACGGCGCCGCGAGGAAGCCCAGCGCGGCGUCGAACUCCAGGCCGAGCAGAACCAGACCAGACUCUCCUCAGUCGCCUCCGAACAAGAGAAGCUCCUCCCCAACUUCCACAGCGAGAACCUCGUCCAGGAAAACCACCACGACCUCGGGUCCCAGUCCGGCUAAAACUGCCCCGGCACCGUUAUCUGGUAAGAAGAACGAUUCCAGGAGCGGCUCUCCUCCUCCGGCUGGGAGGAUCUCCACUCCUCUGCUUCGUGCUCUGAGGACCGCGGCACCGCCUGCACCCGGGAGACUCUCCAGCACCCCCCCGCCCAACGCCACGAAGACCACCACCACCUCCACGCCAGCGUUCACCCCCAUGUCCCCGGGCAGAAGCGCCCCUGCUCCUCUGACCGGGAGACCCCUCAGCCCACAGCCCAACACCUCCAGGGCGGCUCUACCUCCUGUCAAAGCGACAGCGCCCCCUGCAGAGCUGGAGAGCAGCAGCACGUCUGCUCCAGAUGUUCCUCAGCCUGGAAACAUCUCCUCCCUGCCCGAGCCGUCGCCCCCCCUCACCUCACCGCCCCCCCCGGCACCGGCUGUGGAAGACAACGACACGAAUGCAGUCGGUGAACCGGAGGUCAGCUUCGCCACCCUGGUGUCAGCGACCUUUGCCCCCAUGCCCGGGGUGACCGACGGGCCGCGGCUGUGGGAGGCAGCCGGGCUUCUGGAUGUCUCCACUUCCAUCCAGAUCCAGAGAAAAGAUUUUGACCUUGUGAAAGACUACGAACCUACUUACGACUACGACUACGACCUCAACUAUGACGCCUGGGACGAUUCUGCCGACACGGGAUCCUUCGUGCUUGGGAGUGAGGAGGACUGUCCUUCAGUUGAAUGUCUUAUGCUUUUAGAACCUCCGUCCCGGCUGAGCACCGUGAGGGUCUUCUCCUCCUCAGUCGAUGGAGAUCCACAUUUUGUGCUCCAGCUGCCGAAGCUGCAUCAGAACUUGUGUUUCACGGUGGACGGGAGAGCUGAUGAUGUUCUCAGGCUGCUGGAGGACCCAGACAGAGGGAUCAUAGUGGACGGUCACCUGAUCGGAGCUCCUUCCAAACACGGCUCGGAGGACCGGACCCGAACUUACUUCGACCGCCUCACCAUCUCCACGGGCGCCGGUGGGAUCCUGAUCACGGUGUCCCUGGACGCCGUGGUGGUGGAAGGAGAGGGGCGGGACAUCCUCCCCAUCAACCAGCAGGGCUCGGUGCUGAGGCAGGGCGUGGCCGUCGCCGUGGACAACCACCAGAGCUGCCGGAUCGAGCUGGCCAGGGAUGUUCGGUUCCUGGUCCUGUUCCACCACUACAAGCAUCCCAGUUACCUUCAGAUGGCUCACCUGGGAUUUUACAUCACAGACGGACGAGGGCUGUCCGCCUCAACCCGAGGGCUUCUGGGCCAGUUUCAACACGCUGACAUGAGCGUCACGGGGGUGAAAGGUCGUCUGGAGGUCGGAGUUUCCGCCCGAGGCCUCCUGAGGUGGGGGUCGGAGCACGUGCCGGUGACCCUGCAGGACAAGACGCUGAAGGACUCGGUGCGGAGACGCCACCAGGGCAAGUGCUGGGUGGUGCCCAAGGCCGAGGUCCACAGACUCCUGGGCCGACCGUACGAGAGCUACGUGGUGGAGCACGUGUGA
This is a messenger RNA of Limanda limanda (common dab), 3669 nucleotides long. It is a transcript of the gene itih6, whose product is annotated as inter-alpha-trypsin inhibitor heavy chain family member 6. NCBI's taxonomy places the organism in Eukaryota, Metazoa, Chordata, Actinopteri, Pleuronectiformes, Pleuronectidae. Gene Ontology annotation, biological process: hyaluronan metabolic process. The record is from RefSeq and is a predicted model, not a curated record. Gene Ontology annotation, molecular function: serine-type endopeptidase inhibitor activity. The coding region runs from base 1 to 3669 and encodes 1222 amino acids. The transcript has 17 exons.